Messenger RNA from Cydia pomonella (codling moth), 1458 nucleotides. RefSeq lists its product as uncharacterized. Lineage: Eukaryota; Metazoa; Arthropoda; Insecta; Lepidoptera; Tortricidae. The record is from RefSeq and is a predicted model, not a curated record. The transcript has a single exon. Bases 1 to 1458 code for a protein of 485 amino acids.
AUGCGUGCCUUAAUAGAUCCUGGGGCCCAGAUGUGUUUGAUUUCUGAAAACGCCGCUCAACAGCUAGGGUUACCACGACAGCAAGAAAAAGGAGUGAUCACAGGAGUGGGCCUUAGAGAUAGCAAAUGUAAAGGCAUGCUGUAUGUGACCUGUUUAUCAUCAGAUGAAAAAUAUUCCUUCAACACCGAAGCCUUUAUUAUGAAGGAUUUAACAAGAAAAUUACCCAAUUUCACCUUCCCCAAAGCAAGAUGGGAUAUUUUGGAUACUUUACCUCUGGCAGACUACAAUUAUAAUGUCAACAACUCGAUCGAUAUAUUACUGGGUGCUGAAAUUUACGCAACUAUUUUGAUGCAUGGAAUGUACAAGCAUGGAAACUUAUCCCUUGUUGUACAAGAGACGCACUUAGGAUGGAUUAUAUGUGGGAGAGUACCGCAAAGCUUUCAAUGCAAUUUGGUGUUAAAUAACAUCGAAGACAUACAGAAAUUUUGGGAAAUUGAAGAUAUUCCAGCACAAACACUCAAUACCAAUGAAGAAGAUGAGUGUGUCAAAUACUACAAAGAAACAACAACAAGGUUGGCAGACGGAAGAUAUCAAGUACGGAUCCCUCUGAAAAAAGCUGGUCUACAGAAACUAGGCCACUCAAAAAGUAAAGCUGUGGCGCAAUUCCGGCAAUUGGAAUACAAAUUCAACAAAAAUAAACAUAUUGCGCAACAGUACAAGUCAUUUAUACACGAAUACCUAUCAAUGGGUCAUAUGACUAUAUCGCCGACUAAACAAUGGCGGAACGCACGUGAGGCACGUGAGGCGAGUGAGUGCUACUUACCACAUCAUUGCGUUUUAAGAGAAUCAAGCACCUCAGCUCUUCGGGUCGUAUUCAAUGGAUCAGCGAAGACAUCUACAGGAGUCAGCCUUAAUGAUAUCAUGCACAAAGGGCCUAACCUUCAAAAGGACCUUUUAUCGCUCAUCUUAAAAUGGAGACAGCACCGUGUAGCUUACAUCGCCGACGUCGAGAAAAUGUUUAGGCAAAUAUGGGUACAUCAAGAAGAUCAGAGUCUGCAGAAGAUUAUUUGGAGAGAUUCGCCAAACGAAAUGUUACAAGAAUACCAACUAACAACAGUUACCUACGGUCAAAAAGCUGCACCCUUCCUAGCAAUGAUGACCUUAAAACAAUUAGCCCAUGACGAAAGAUCAAACUACCCUGAAGCAGCAAAAGCGCUCGAAGAAAGUUUCUAUAUGGAUGACCUUCUUCACGGUUCCCAUUCCGUUUCAUCAGCCAAGCAAUUGCAGCAUGAAUUGCAAAAGCUACUACAGUCUGGAGGCUUUUACUUAAGAAAAUGGAUGUCAAAUUACCAAGAACUGGCCAGAACCGACAAUCAAGAUACUUCAGAUGAAAAUAACUACUACUUUAAAGAAAUGGAAUCAAGAAAAACAUUAGGACUCCAAUGGGACCCCUCUUAA